Messenger RNA from Spea bombifrons (plains spadefoot toad), 1007 nucleotides. RefSeq names its product retinol dehydrogenase 8-like. The coding region runs from base 51 to 1007 and encodes 318 amino acids. NCBI's taxonomy places the organism in Eukaryota, Metazoa, Chordata, Amphibia, Anura, Pelobatidae. The transcript is spliced from 6 exons. Gene Ontology annotation, molecular function: estradiol 17-beta-dehydrogenase [NAD(P)+] activity. Gene Ontology annotation, biological process: estrogen biosynthetic process. The record is from RefSeq and is a predicted model, not a curated record. Gene Ontology annotation, cellular component: cytoplasm.
GAAUCGCUCUCGUUCGUAAAGCACCCCAAUUCUGCAACCUGAGACUUGAGAUGGACCCUCGCACGGUGCUUAUAACGGGAUGCUCCUCUGGAAUUGGACUAGCGCUGGCCACCAAGCUAGCCAACGACGAGCAGCAGAGAUUUAAGGUCAUCGCCACCAUGCGGAAUCUGGCAAAGCGCGGCGCGCUGGAGGAGGCAGCCGGGGCCGCCCUUAACAGAACGCUGGAGAUUAAGGAGCUGGAUGUCUGCAGCGAAAGCUCCAUCCGGAAAUGUGUGGACAGUGUCCCGGACAGACGUGUAGACAUUCUCAUUAAUAAUGCCGGCGUCGGGCUUGUCGGACCCUUGGAGUGCCACUCGAUGCACGAUAUGGAAAGGGUCUUUGAAACCAAUUUCUUCGGGGUGGUAAGAAUAAUUAAAGAGGUCCUACCGGACAUGAAGAGGAGGAGAAGGGGCCACAUUGUGGUUAUAAGCAGUGUUAUGGGACUGCAAGGCAUCAUGUUCAAUGAUAUAUACUCUGCUUCCAAGUUUGCCGUUGAAGGGUUCUGUGAAAGUUUGGUCUCCCAGGCUCUGAAAUUCAAUAUUUUCAUUACGCUCAUCGAGCCGGGUCCUGUGAACACAGAGUUUGAAUUGAAAACCUACGAGGAUGCCAUGCGCGGUGAUUACUCGAAGACAGACCCCGAAACGGCAGAUAUGUUCACUAACUACUAUUUGAAGAAUUCCAAAGCAAUUUUUUCCAGCUUGGGACAAUCUCCAGAAGAUAUCGCAGAGCAUGUCCUACGUGUUGUCACCACGGAGGUGCCACCUUUUCGUCACCAGACUAACCAGGUUUACACACCUCUGACUGCUCUCAAGUAUGCGGAUCCGAGCGGAGAACUGAUGACCGAUGUCUUUUACAAGAUGGUCUUUGAACACGACACCCUCAUGCAGGCCAGUCUCCGAGCGAUCAAAGUGCUGCGCUGGAAAGCCAACAAAGUGCAACAGGGAGCAAGGAUAUUGGGUUUUAUGUAG